This is a messenger RNA of Wallemia mellicola CBS 633.66, 1980 nucleotides long. RefSeq names its product acetyl-coenzyme a synthetase. NCBI's taxonomy places the organism in Eukaryota, Fungi, Basidiomycota, Wallemiomycetes, Wallemiales, Wallemiaceae. The record is from RefSeq and is a predicted model, not a curated record. The transcript is spliced from 5 exons. Gene Ontology annotation, cellular component: cytosol. Bases 1 to 1980 code for a protein of 659 amino acids. Gene Ontology annotation, molecular function: acetyl-CoA synthetase activity; AMP binding.
AUGACGACCGUAACACAUCCAAUUCCAGUUAAAUGUAAACCAGGCAACGGCUUGCCUACACCACACGUCGGACCUGAUCUUGAGAGCUACAAGAAGGCACACGCACUCACAACAGGUGAACACAGGGAGUCUUUCUGGGCUAAAGCUGCAAAGGAAACUCUUUAUUGGCACAGACCAUUCUCAACCGUCGUCACAGGUGGUUUCGAGUACGGUGACACUGCAUGGUUCCAAGAGGGUGGCUUAAACGCAUCCUACAACUGCGUUGAUAGAUGGGCUAUUCAAAACCCAGAGAAGACUGCUAUUAUCUAUGAAGCAGACGAACCAGGAAACCACCAAGAAAUCAGCUAUGGUGAACUUCUCAGAGAAGUUUGUAAGGUAGCCAAUGUACUCAAAUCAAUGGGCGUCAAGAAGGGUGAUGUUGUCUCAAUUUAUCUUCCAAUGACAUGGCACGCAGUCGUCGCUUUCUUAGCCGUCGCACGUCUUGGUGCCGUCCACUCCGUCAUUUUCGCCGGUUUCUCGGCUGAGUCACUCAGGGAUCGUGUCGUUGACUGUAAAUCUAGAGUAAUUAUCACAUCAGAUGAAGGAAAGAGAGGUGGAAAGACUAUCGCUACAAAGAACAUCGUAGACGCUGCACUUAAGGAAUGUCCUGACGUCACGAAUGUCUUGGUUCUUCAACGCACCGGAAACCCAGUCAAUAUGCAACAAGGAAGAGAUUUCUGGUGGCACGAAGAGUCCGCAAAGGUUGUUCCUUACUGCACACCUGAAAUUGUCAACAGUGAAGACCCACUCUUCAUUCUCUACACUUCAGGUUCAACCGGUAAACCUAAGGGUGUUGUUCACACAACCGGUGGAUACCUUCUUGGAGCAGCACUCACUGUCAAGUACAUCUUUGAUGUUCACGAGAAUGAUAGAUACGCAUGUAUGGCGGAUGUCGGUUGGAUUACAGGACACACUUACAUCGUCUAUGGUCCACUCUUGAACGGUGUCUCAACUACUGUCUUUGAAUCAACUCCAGUCUAUCCAAAUGCUUCAAGAUACUGGGAUAUCGUACAAAAGCACAAGCUUACACAAUUCUACACCGCACCAACAGCUAUCAGACUCCUUCGUAGAUUGGGUAGGGAACACGUUCAAGGUUAUGAUUUGUCAUCUUUACGUGUUAUCGGAUCAGUUGGUGAACCAAUCAAUCCAGAAGCAUGGGAUUGGUACAACGAAGAAGUUGGUAAAAAAGAAUGUGCAGUCGUAGACACCUACUGGCAAACUGAGACAGGAUCCAUUAUCAUUUCGCCACUUCCAGGUGCAAUUCCAUGUAAACCAGGUGCAGCUACAUUCCCAUUCUGGGGUGUCGAACCAAUCAUCUUAGAUGCAGUAUCUGGUGAACCACUUGAAGGUAAUGAUGUCGAAGGUGUCUUGGCUGUUAAGCACCCAUGGCCAUCAAUGGCAAGAACAGUUUAUGGUGAUCAUGAAAGAUUCUUGGACACUUAUCUCAAACCAUACCCUGGAUACUACUUCACUGGUGAUGGUGCUGGUAGAGAUCAUGAUGGAUAUAUUUUCAUUAAGGGUCGUGUUGAUGACGUUAUUAACGUUUCAGGACACAGACUUUCAACCGCUGAGAUUGAAUCUGCAUUGAUUUUGCACUCUGGUGUAGCAGAAGCUGCAGUUGUUGGUGUACAAGAUGAAUUGACAGGACAAGCAAUUAGCGCAUGGGUGACGAUGAAGCCAGAGUUCAAGGGUAGUGUUGAUGAAAAUCUCGUUAAGGAAUUGACACUUCAAGUACGCAAAGUUAUUGGACCAUUUGCGGCACCAAAAGCACUCUAUGUCGUUGGUGACCUUCCAAAGACACGCUCAGGAAAGAUUAUGAGAAGAGUCAUUAGAAAGAUUGUAGCAAGCGAGUCUGAUCAACUUGGUGACCUCUCUACCUUGGCUGAACCAUCAGUUGUUGAAGAUAUCAAAGCAAAGUUUGCAGAAGGACAACUUAAGUGA